AUGGCCCCAACGGCGGACGCUCUGUAUCAGCGCCGUCUGGCGUCUAGGUUCACUUAUGCACUUCCCUGCCCGGACAUAUCUUCGUUGUAUCGAGAGUUUCUGUUUCGAGACCCCGUAACGGGAUAUGACUUGAUGACAUUCCGAUCACCUGUUGACUACUGCAAGGAAGAGGGUCCCACCUCAAAACUGUCAGACUACCUAGUCAUCAAGCCGGAGGUUGAAGCUCGUUACUUCGAAGCCGCCUGGUACUGCGGUGAGCCAAUGAACGCAACGUUAAUCUGUCGAAACUUGGGAGUCGCCACCCCUCAGUGUUUUGACUUUGAUGCAGGAGUACCAGGCGUACACGGUCUCGAAUUCCUCAUGGCAAUGCUGGGUCGGAUCUUUCGUCCCUCAGGUAAUGAAGAGUGCGUGGUGAGGUGUCGACCCAAUGAACAUAACUAUAUAGACGACAUGAUCGAGUACUACAAAGAACUGCGGAAUAAGGCAGACAAGAGGGUAGCUCAGGUGGACCAUGUCCGGAAAUUGCGUAGACAACGGCACUUGAAGAAAUGGGUUCCCUAUAGUGCCUGCACUCCGGAAGGGCUCCAAAAGUUCGUACAAUUUGUUAAGCAGAAAUACCCGCCAGGGUCCCUCCCCGACUUCAAGGAAGAGCUCAGCUCCUUGUGGUUCAAAGUGCCUUGCGGCAGCGGCCUCUGGACUCAGGGGGAUGCGUUCCCCAAGUGCGUGUGUCCGAGGCUUAGCAUAAGCUGCGGUAUGUCCAGCGGUUUGCGACACCAGUACGAAGUUACUGCCGACUUCUAUAACGAAACAAGCCAAAACGCAUUUAAGCAGAUGACGACACCUCGUGAGGGCAGCAUGUCCGUCAUGCAAAAUAUGGAACCCAAACGCUGCGUGUAUGAGUGCUUCACUCAGAUCUCUCCUGAUUGA
Molecule: messenger RNA, 927 nt
Organism: Gregarina niphandrodes
Lineage: Eukaryota; Apicomplexa; Conoidasida; Eugregarinorida; Gregarinidae
Exons: 1
Coding region: 1-927 (308 amino acids)
Source: RefSeq, a predicted model, not a curated record